CCCGUAGUUGUUAUGGAAUUUUGUUGGACGGAUGGUGCUUUGUUAAUUGAUUUGGGGGAAGGAGGAUCAAAACGAAUCUUCGUUCCGUCGAUCCGACAACCACGUGAGCGUCAAUUACCGGUCGUUUUCUCCGCAUUAUAGGAAAAGUCGGGGAGGGAUCGCCUUGUUCGUAUCUGCUUUUGCGUUAUUCUUCAGGACCGCGAUUCCCUUGGUCUGCAGGUGGCCGUGUUCGUCAGGCCUUUCACCCUUGUCCGGGACCGAGCGACGUGGUGGAUAGGUUCAAUCAGUAGGGUAGGGUCGACUGGUUCCAUCAUAUCAUCAUGCUGCUCGGCUACUUUGCUUCUUUCAUGUCAUGCCAAAUGCCACCGCGUCGUGGUAAGUGUACCAGUACUGUGUGUCCGUGGUUGUGUUUUGGUGUCUUCUAGACGAAGAUGGUUCUCUGAUUCCUCUCUCCCGUGGUGUCUACAAAUACCAUCUGCCCAUGGUUGAUUCCAGACGGGAGACAGCAGUCCAGUGGUUCGCGUGUCAUUUGUUUUGGCUGAGUUACAGUGGAAAUCUUUGGUUGCAGAGUCAUCGUUGUCGCUGAAUCUUAGUUUGAUGGAAAGCCAUAAUUCAUCCCAUCCUCAGAUUACUGAAGUGAAAAUGGACAUCUCACCAUCAGCUUCUGGAGCAGCAGGGAACAAAAUCUGCAGAGGUGCUGCAUGUGAUUUCUCUGAUUCCAGUAACAGCUCAAAAGAUGCCAAGGAGAGAUCCGCAUCCAUGAGGAAGCUUAUAAUUGCUGUGAUCCUUUGUAUCAUAUUCAUGACAGUGGAAGUGGUUGGAGGCAUCAAAGCAAACAGUCUUGCAAUCUUAACUGAUGCAGCUCAUCUUCUUUCUGAUGUGGCAGCUUUUGCCAUAUCAUUAUUCUCUCUUUGGGCUGCUGGAUGGGAAGCAACACCACAACAGUCUUACGGGUUCUUUCGUAUUGAGAUUCUUGGUGCAUUGGUCUCCAUUCAGCUCAUAUGGCUGCUUGCUGGCAUACUCGUAUAUGAGGCUAUUGUAAGGCUCAUUAAUGAGAGUGGUGAGGUGCAGGGCUCCCUUAUGUUUGCUGUAUCAGCUUUCGGAUUGUUUGUCAACAUCAUAAUGGCUGUACUGCUAGGGCAUGACCAUGGACACGGCCAUGGCCACAGCCAUGGUCAUGGCCAUGGACAUUCGCAUGAUCAUAGCCAUGGUGAUUCAGAUGAUGACCAUUCACACCAUGAAGAACAAGAGCAGGGCCAUGUGCAUCGCCACGAGCACAGCCAUGGAAGUUCUAUUACUGUCACAACUCAUCACCACCACCACCCAAGCACUGGACAACAUCAUGAUGCUGAGGAACCAUUGCUUAAGCAUGAAGCCAGCUGUGAGGGUACCCAAUCUGCUGCCAAAUCUGCUAAGAAACCACGCCGCAAUAUCAAUGUACACAGUGCUUAUCUUCACGUGCUUGGAGAUUCGAUCCAGAGUGUUGGGGUAAUGAUUGGUGGGGCUAUCAUCUGGUACAAGCCUGAGUGGAAGAUCAUCGAUCUCAUCUGCACCCUCAUCUUCUCUGUGAUUGUACUGUUCACCACAAUCAGGAUGCUGCGCAACAUACUUGAAGUACUGAUGGAGAGCACUCCCCGUGAGAUUGAUGCCACCAGGCUCGAGAUGGGGCUCUGCGAGAUGGAUGGUGUGGUUGCUGUCCACGAGCUUCAUAUCUGGGCCAUCACAGUUGGGAAGGUGCUCCUAGCAUGCCAUGUGACAAUAGCAAGGGAAGCCGACGCUGAUCAGAUCCUUGACAAGGUGAUCGGAUACAUCAAGACAGAGUACAACAUCAGCCAUGUGACCAUUCAGAUCGAGCGCGAGUAGGGAUAUCUUUAGGCUGUCAGGGCAUAAAUGGUGUCUUCGCUGGUUAUCUUGUUCAUGUCAGUUAAUACUGCUUUUUGCACCGGGGAAGGCGUCAGCCAGUCAACCGAGCCAUAAUGUGCUCACAGGUUCAUCAGCUUUGAUGCUGGGUAAUAUCAUCUAUUACUAGUCUAUUAGGUGAAGGAAUUAUUCGGGCGGUGUAGUUGUUAGUCUGUGCAUUCACAUGAAUCAAAUUUUCGGACAUGUUAACGCCUUGUGGGUUCAUCGAACUGCAUCUCUAGUUUAGCACCCUGUGUCGUCAUCUUUAUGUAAGAUAAUGUUUCUGGCAUGAAAGAUAUGAAGUUAGUGAGUGGCCUAUGACCGUUUGUUUUGAGCUCUGCUUUGUUUGUUGCAAUUGAAUGGAGGGAGCCGGAAAGGCAUGCUCUCA
Panicum hallii is the source of this 2287-nucleotide messenger RNA. RefSeq names its product metal tolerance protein 1. The record is from RefSeq and is a predicted model, not a curated record. The transcript has 2 exons. Gene Ontology annotation, biological process: zinc ion transmembrane transport. Gene Ontology annotation, cellular component: plasma membrane; vacuole. Gene Ontology annotation, molecular function: zinc ion transmembrane transporter activity. Bases 598 to 1863 code for a protein of 421 amino acids. NCBI's taxonomy places the organism in Eukaryota, Viridiplantae, Streptophyta, Magnoliopsida, Poales, Poaceae.